CCACCCUUUCUUUCCUAAGUUGUAUCAGGCGUUGCUCUCCAGAAAAAAAAAAAAAACUAUGGUAAGAAGAUCGGGCGGCUGCCGCUCCCCCGCCGCUUCCGGCGUUCUUAACCGCAGAAUUCUCAGCCGUCGACUAGAAUCUUGUCAACAAACUUACUCCACUGUCGAAGAAAUCGUCGACCACCUUCGAACUAACUACCCCGAUUACAAACGCAUGAAGCAACAACCUUUCACAAUCGCUGUCCGACAUGCUCUCCGAUCCUCUUCCAAAUGCACCCAAAAGCCUUCUCAUUCACCUUCUAAUUUAAACUUCGAUGCUGAUAGUGAUGAACACGAGCAUGCCAUUGCAGCUUCUUCUUCUUCGUCGCUUCCUCAUUCACGUUCGCGGAAAAAGGCUAGGGUAACCGAUGCGAAAGAAGAAAGGUUACAGCAUUUCGAGGAGUUACACAUUGAAAAGAGACGGAAUCAGCGUUACGAUUCAAGCUCGAACUCGGACACUGACUCAUCAUCUUCAUCUGAAGAAGUAGAUGAGGGGGUUUCAACUUCUGAAGAUGCUGUUUAUGGAGAAAAAGAGGAACCCAAGUUUGAUUUAAUGAAAUCAAUGUUACGACAAGGUUACAAUCAAUCCAAUAACACAAAACCCAAGCUUGAAGAGAAGAACAUGGAGAUGGAGGUUGCAAUUAAUAAGACUAAGGACAAGAUUGACAUGACCAAUGGAGGUGGGACUGCAAAAAAAGAUGCAAAGGCUUCAUUUACGGCUGCUGCUGAUGCUGAUGGUAUGGAGGUUAAUGGGAAAGAGGGGCCAAGGUUCAGGGAUUUGGGUGGGAUGAAGGAAGUGUUAGAGGAGCUGAAGAUGGAAGUCAUAGUGCCUCUUUACCAUCCACAUUUACCACGAUGGUUGGGAGUUAGGCCAAUGGCCGGCAUUCUGCUCCAUGGCCCGCCUGGUUGCGGCAAGACCAAACUGGCUCACGCCAUUGCCAAUGAAACUGGUGUUCCUUUCUAUAAAAUUUCAGCUACUGAGGUGGUUUCGGGGGUCUCAGGUGCAUCAGAGGAAAAUAUUAGGGAUCUUUUCUCAAAAGCAUAUAGGACUGCUCCUUCAAUUGUUUUCAUUGAUGAGAUUGAUGCCAUUGCAUCUAAAAGAGAAAAUCUGCAGAGGGAGAUGGAGCGCCGAAUCGUUACCCAGUUAAUGACUUGCAUGGAUGAAUCUCAUAGACUUGUGCAACCAAAUGAUAAGGAUUCUGGUUUGGAGAACUCUGAUUCCAAGCCCGGUUAUGUGCUUGUAAUUGGAGCUACCAACAGGCCUGAUGCUGUUGACCCUGCACUACGUCGGCCUGGGCGAUUUGAUCGUGAGAUUGUUCUUGGUGUUCCUGAUGAAAACGCUAGGCUUGAGAUCCUUUCUGUGCUUACAGGCAAUCUUAGACUUGAAGGGUCUUUUGAUCUUUUAAAAAUAGCUAGGGCUACACCAGGGUUUGUUGGAGCGGAUUUGUCUGCCUUGGCUAACAAGGCUGGUAAUCUGGCCAUGAAGAGGAUCAUAGACCAAAGAAAGCAUGAGUUUUCUAGAGAACCAAUAGAUGAUGAACAAGCUGAUCAGUGGUGGAGGCAGCCUUGGUUGCCCGACGAGAUGGAAAAGCUAGCAAUCACUAUGGCUGAUUUUGAGGAAGCAACUAAAAUGGUUCAACCCUCAUCAAGAAGAGAGGGAUUCUCUUCAAUUCCAAAUGUUACGUGGGAGAAUGUUGGCGGGCUUGAUUUCCUAAGGGAGGAAUUUGAGCGAUACAUAGUUAGGCGCAUUAAAUUUCCCGAGAAAUAUGCGGAAUUUGGAGUGGACUUGGAGACAGGAUUUUUGCUUUAUGGGCCACCAGGCUGUGGUAAAACGUUGAUAGCAAAGGCUGUAGCUAAUGAGGCUGGAGCCAAUUUCAUUCACAUAAAGGGUCCUGAACUUUUGAAUAAAUAUGUUGGAGAAAGUGAGCUUGCAGUUCGGACAUUAUUCAGCCGUGCUAGGACAUGUUCACCAUGCAUACUUUUUUUUGAUGAGGUGGAUGCUUUGACCACAAAGCGGGGAAAAGAGGGGGGAUGGGUCGUUGAGCGACUUCUGAACCAGUUACUCAUAGAGUUAGAUGGUGCAGACCAGCGGUGUGGUGUUUUUGUUAUUGGUGCCACUAAUAGGCCUGAGGUGAUGGAUCGUGCUGUUUUACGCCCUGGUAGAUUUGGUAAACUUCUUUAUGUACCUCUCCCCAGUCCAGAUGAACGUGGGUUGAUCUUGAAAGCUCUUGCUAGGAAGAAGCCGGUAGAUGAGAGUGUGGAUUUGAGUGCCAUUGGACGAAUGGAGGCUUGUGAGAAUUUAAGCGGGGCUGAUCUUUCUGCACUGAUGAAUGAAGCUGCCAUGGUUGCUUUGUAUGAUAAACUCAGUUCAACAGAGACAUCUGAGGAUUCAUGCACAAUCAAGACAUGCCAUUUUGAACGUGCACUAAGUAAAAUCUCACCAUCGGUCUCUGAUAAGCAAAAACAGUUCUAUAAGGUAUUGUCAGAGAGCUUCAAAGCAGGUUGAUUAGAGUCAAAUCCUCAUUGAUGUACCGUUAGCCAGAGCUGUCGUUCUUGUCUGAUAUCCAGCACCCCAGAGCUGCAUGAUCAAAGGAGCCACCAUUUUAAACGUUGAGAUUAGUAUUCUAUUUAUAUGCUUUUUUUUCUUACCCGUAAUAUUGAGGUGUUAGAAGAAACUUGCUUCUCUUUAUGAGGGUAAAAAAUUUGCCAACACAUUAAAAUUUUGUUCGUUGUGGAAGUAGUUUACAGAAAAUAGGGUGGGAAACAUUUAUUCAUCCAUUUUGAGGAAUCUUUUGAAUGUAGAAAGAAUAAUAUAAGUAAAUAUGGCAAGAUGUCUUAAUUCCA
Messenger RNA from Gossypium raimondii (Peruvian cotton), 2883 nucleotides. RefSeq names its product cell division control protein 48 homolog C. The coding region runs from base 59 to 2545 and encodes 828 amino acids. The record is from RefSeq and is a predicted model, not a curated record. Gene Ontology annotation, cellular component: nucleus. NCBI's taxonomy places the organism in Eukaryota, Viridiplantae, Streptophyta, Magnoliopsida, Malvales, Malvaceae. Gene Ontology annotation, biological process: ribosome biogenesis. Gene Ontology annotation, molecular function: preribosome binding; ATP binding; RNA binding. The transcript is spliced from 10 exons.